UUAAAGACUUGACUUAUCAUUAUGUACAGCGCGGGGGACAUUGUCUGACAUUUUUUUAGUCGGAUUCCCGCUACAAUAUUACGGUGUAUUUGUCAAAAUACGGCGAAAAUGUCGAAGGCAAUUGCUAUUUUCCUUGUCAUUUUCUUCUGUAGAGAUGUUUCAUGUGCUGAGAUUUGCGAGGAAAUCAUCGCUCCGAUGUGUAGAGGUCUCAUCCCAUACAAUAUGACGAAAAUGCCUAACAUGUUCGGACACACCACCCAGGCCCAAGCUUACAGGAGAAUGGAGCGGUACUGGUCAGGAAUGGAUUUACCUUGUUCUAACAACUUCCGGUUAACGAUAUGCGGAGUUUUUUUCCCCCAGUGUGAGAGUGGUGACGGUUACGUGACCACGAAACUCCCGUGUCGGGAAGGUUGUCUGUACGCCAAAAGAGAAUGUCGAAAAUCAUUUAAACAACUGAAUAUGAAAUGGCCUAGCAAAGUGCUGAAGUGUAAGAAACUCAGUCGGAAGAAGUCGAAGAAUUGCGUUAAGCCGUAUCCGAAAGUCAAAACUCCUCCGGUGCCUCAAUAUCUUUACUGCGAACCAAAUCAGAUAGAAAUGUGUAACGGUUUUAACAUCGGAAAGGGUUCCCUACCAAAUUUCUUCCAGCAGGGAAAACCGAAUGAGGUUGCUACGGAAAUGGAGAAUUAUCGUCUGCUUCUCAGGUCGAACUGCAGUCCGAACUUACGAUUCUUUAUUUGUGGUGUUUACAAGCCUUUUUGUCCGUCAAACAAUCGACCAAUUGUUCUGCCGUGCAGGGAGCUUUGUCAGGAAGUCAAGCAGUCCUGCGAAUCAAUCUAUCGCAAGUUGUAUAACGGUAUGAGAUGGCCGUCCAAAUUUCAAUGUCAUCGAUAUCCGCUCUCGAAUUCGACCAUGAUGCCCUGCAAGAUGAGUGACGUCAUCACCGACGAUGAUGAAGAGCCUUUCAUACCGACAAGAAAUUAAAAUUUCUAACAAAAUGCCGAAAGGUUGAUUUUCCUGGUGUGACAUACAAACAUUUCCCCAGAUAUGUAAUUUCCGGGUCCUGUUUUUUGUAAAAGGUCUGGAUCAGAGAAUUCUCCAUUGCUACAUUUUCGUAGCUGUACUGAAGAAUGAUACAUACUUUGUGGCAUUAUCUAUAUAUAUACAUAACGACGGUUUUUAUUGGAUUAUGGUGACCACGUGACGGGUAAUAUCCGGUUUCCCUUCCACUUCCGAGCUUCCUGUAAUACUUUUUCCUUCUGUGCUUCUCUGGAAUAUAGGAAAGUGACAUGACUAUUGAGAUCCGAGUGGCAGAAACAGACGAUAAAAAUACUCUAUAUUCCAAUGUUGUAUUUCUGAUAAAAAUAAGUCUAUUAUUUGGAUAGGUAUUGCGUUGGAGGAAUAUUUCUGUUUGUGAUAUUGGAAAUCUUCAUCCAAAAGAUCUCCAUAAUUAUGGCGCUGACGUGUCUUACGUCAUAUUGUGACGUCAUAAUUAUGGUUAGGGUCGUUUUGCCGGGAUUUAUCAUAUUCAUGACGGUUUUGUUGAAAUGAAAAGAAAAAAUUACCGUAUGAAAGUCGCUAAGCGUGUCUAUAUAGGCCAUUUGUUUGUGGUUCUUCAAAAGAUAACAAAAUAUGUUUUGUAAAUAAUAAGCACUAUUGUCAUAUCAGAUACAAGUUGUAACAAUAGA
Ylistrum balloti is the source of this 1685-nucleotide messenger RNA. RefSeq names its product frizzled-10-like. The transcript has 2 exons. The record is from RefSeq and is a predicted model, not a curated record. NCBI's taxonomy places the organism in Eukaryota, Metazoa, Mollusca, Bivalvia, Pectinida, Pectinidae. Gene Ontology annotation, molecular function: Wnt-protein binding; Wnt receptor activity. Gene Ontology annotation, biological process: non-canonical Wnt signaling pathway; canonical Wnt signaling pathway. The coding region runs from base 109 to 981 and encodes 290 amino acids. Gene Ontology annotation, cellular component: plasma membrane.